This is a messenger RNA of Saprolegnia diclina VS20, 498 nucleotides long. RefSeq lists its product as hypothetical. The record is from RefSeq and is a predicted model, not a curated record. The transcript is spliced from 5 exons. Bases 1 to 498 code for a protein of 165 amino acids. Lineage: Eukaryota; Oomycota; Saprolegniomycetes; Saprolegniales; Saprolegniaceae. Gene Ontology annotation, molecular function: protein binding.
AUGAGCGACAACGUGACGAUCCUCGACGAGAUUGCAUCGCGGGCACUCGACAUCAACGUUCGCGACCGGGGGGGCCGCACAGCACUGGCGGUCGCGGUUGCCCACGACGAUCGCAACAGUGUCGACUGCCUUCUCACGCACGGCGCCCUUCUCAACACGCGCGACUGGCGUGGGUCGAGUCCUCUCCAAGACGCCAUUACCUGGCGCAAAAUUGACAUGGCGCUGGCGCUCAUUGCAGCCGGCGCCGACGUCAACGAAGUGCUCCGGGAGAAGCGUACGCUACUCCGCACUGUGAGCGCCGAGGAUUCGGACGAGGUGGCGAACGCGCUCAUCCCUGCCCUCAUCACCGCCGGAGCCAACAUCCAAGAAGCCAUGACGUCUGGCUUCUGCCAAGUGGGCUGGUCUCACAUCAAGGUGGAUCGCAUGCGGCUCUUCUUGGCCCACGGCGCGCGCUUUGCGGACAUGCCUCCGAUCGUACGUCUCAGUCUCUUUGUGUGA